CAAUUAUAUGCUUUCAUUUGUACGCUGGUCACCAUCCAUUUAGUCAGCGCCGAAGAGGAGCUCCGUCGGGGUCGGCGACUUCAUCUCGUCCAUUCCGCUACGCACCACCACGCCCCUUGCCAUCUACUCCGGCGACAUGCCGGUCGCCAGUGAAACAGGUGGACAUCAUCUUCCAUCUUCCUUUCAAUCCGUCGCUGGAACCUCCGUGCCCGGGUUCUUCGCGGUCUCAGCGGCAUUGCGAACUCCGUGCACCCCUCCGACAGUAGCCUCACUGACUUCCCCUGUCUUGCCCUUCUGGCUCUUCUUCCCCAGAUUCCACGCCUCUGUGAACUCUUCGCGGAGCUCCUUAGCUAGUUGCCGGAACCUCGGAGUGACCGGAUCGUUUGCACGGCGUCCCUCGAUCUCGUCGCAGAUGGCCAUGGCCUCGUCUAGACGAACGAAGCUCUCGGAGAUCUUCACUACCCCAGAUAGAAGUAAGAGCGUCUUGAUGCAGGCGUAGUUUGGAAGAGAGGCCUGAUGAAGGACUUCGAGGCAUUGCUCUUUGCAGGAGGCAUGAUCGCCUUGACGGUACGCCUCACGAGCCUGCAAGGAAGUCAGAUCUCGUUACAACAGCGAGCGCGUCCACCACUUUCGCUAUACGAGCUGCUGCGCCGUCUUCCGACAAAUUGUUCGAUGCCUGCAUCAAGUCCGACUUCUUGGGCUUGUUGGCCGAUGGUC
Neohortaea acidophila is the source of this 717-nucleotide messenger RNA. RefSeq lists its product as uncharacterized. NCBI's taxonomy places the organism in Eukaryota, Fungi, Ascomycota, Dothideomycetes, Mycosphaerellales, Teratosphaeriaceae. The coding region runs from base 137 to 499 and encodes 120 amino acids. The record is from RefSeq and is a predicted model, not a curated record. The transcript has 2 exons.